Xiphias gladius (swordfish) is the source of this 5744-nucleotide messenger RNA. It is a transcript of the gene dna2, whose product is annotated as DNA replication helicase/nuclease 2. Gene Ontology annotation, molecular function: single-stranded DNA helicase activity; 5'-flap endonuclease activity. The transcript has 25 exons. Gene Ontology annotation, biological process: replication fork reversal. Lineage: Eukaryota; Metazoa; Chordata; Actinopteri; Istiophoriformes; Xiphiidae. The coding region runs from base 341 to 4573 and encodes 1410 amino acids. Gene Ontology annotation, cellular component: cytoplasm. The record is from RefSeq and is a predicted model, not a curated record.
AGGAACUGCGCCGACGUCGUUUCCGUUCCGCGAAGUAGAAACUUUUGGCGCCCCGGGUCUUUUAAAAACAGCUCCCAAACACCGACGGAGACAGCAGAGAGAUGGGCGAGAGGACGACGACCACCACAGGCGUCGGUUUAACGGACUAAAUCGCUGGCUAGGGCCGGUAGGUUGUGGCGAAUAAACCCCCCCCCGGUUCGAGAUGAGGCAGAACAAGCCCUCCUCGGACAGCUGUGGCUGAAACCUGUGCGCGGUUCGCCUUCUGUUUGACUGCACCCCGCCGGAAAACAUAUCGCUAGUAACUACGCGCGCACCUGCCCGCGGUCUAAUCGGAGUCACCAUGAACAGGACCAAAAUGAAGAAACCCAAGGCGACUCUAGGAGGGCAGAAGAACAUCUCAUCCUUCUUUUCCUCUCAAAACCACAAGGAUGAGUCACUUUCAAAGAAGUUAUCCAUUGCUGACACUGCAUUUGCAAAGACUGAACCUCAGAUGGAAGAUGGUUUGAGUGCUCCAUUGAGACUCCACUCCCCCUUAAAGAGGCGUAUUCUGGGGGACCUUGAGAACCUCCUGCCCUCCUCGCCAGAUCUUCUCCUCUCUGUGCCAGAGACCCCCAACAGUCAGAUCAGGCUUGCCUCUUGCUCUCCCUCCAGAGAGGCAGGUCCUCUGAGCACCCCUAGCAGAGAGGUGGCGAGCAUGGCAAAAACUGGCUCGUUGUCCCCCAUCUGUCUAAGUCCCCACUCCAAAGGGCCGCCUGCACGGAGAUUAAUAUCCAAUGAGGGAGGAAGAACAAAGAGGGAAGAGGGAUGUUCUGGCCCCCUAAAAAGACUCUUCAGUCCCCCUGAAGACUCCCACAAUGCCAAGAGACCAAGAACAGUGAUCAGCCCUACAUUUAGCAACCUAAAAGUAACAAGAUCUGUGACUGGCCAUGAGAAGACGCCUUGUUUCUCCAGUGUGCAGUUAGAGGGUCAGUCCGAGAGGUCGGGUCACAGCCGAGGUACUGAAGUGGUCUUUAAUGACAGCAGAAACGCAAAGAUUUCACUGAAGUCUGUUUCCUGCAACUCUUUGGGGGGACACAGAAAACAGCAGGAAGAGAGAGACGAAGAAGAGACACAUUCUGGUUUUACUGUGAUAACAGAACAGAAAGCAACUGAGGUGAAAACCAAUGGAAACCCACACACUUAUCAGGAUAAGAAUACUCAUACACUUGUUGCUCAUGUGCGCAAACCCAGUGCACAGAGUAUCACGCCUGCACCACAGAGAAGUGCAAAGGAGAGAGAGGUCGACCUAAACGAGAAAGAGGCUACAAGAACAGCCAGGACAUUGCCGAAUGGAGGCAGAGAUAAUGUGCCAUCGUCCAAUCAAGAGCAAGCUGGAGGGAUGACCUCAGCAUGUCCUAUGGAAGAGAGGUUGGAUGAGAGCUGGUUUGCAGAGCACAUGCAUGUUAACGAAGUUCUUGUCACAGAGGAUAAAUCCAAAAACCCCUUUGAGGUACCAGACCACGUGAUCCUUUCUGGUGGCAUUAACAACCGCUACUGGGUUUUGGAUGUGGAGGAGGGGCCUGGUCACAAAACGCUGACCAUCUCGUGCUACAAAUCUCUGCAUCCAACUGAGACGUGUCUGCUUAAAGAUGGAUGGGAGGUGACGCCUGUUUGUCGUGGUGAUGUGGUGCAUCUGGAGGGCCACUCUAAUGGUGGGUCCUGGUUAGUGGACAGGGAGCAGGGCUUUCUGGUUUUACUGCCUGAUAGCCUGAUCUCAGGUACCAGCAUCUCAAGCUCCAUCCGCUGCAUGAGACGUGCAGUGCUGGGUGAUAUGUUUAAGAGUUUUGACGGUGGCUCAAAGCAGAUGCUGAACGGCACCAUGGUCCAUGAAGUCUUUCAGAGAGCAGCCACAGCUAAAGAUUUUUCUUUGGAGACACUGUCCAAGCUGGCUGACCAGGCACUGCACAGUCCAAAGUACCUGGGAGACAUGUACAGUUUGGGUGUAAGUCAGGAAGAGAUGAAGCAGGAACUGCAUGAUUAUCUGCCUUCACUAGAACAUUGGGCAAAGGAAUACAUCAGCUCCCCAACACAAAAAGCCAUCAGUCUCAAAAUCCGUAGCAACAGCACAGCUCCAAGCAGGGAUCAGGACUCUGCAACUGUUGUCACGGUUACAGAGCUGGCAGAUAUAGAGGAGAAUGUAUGGUCACCAAGAUUUGGUCUGAAAGGGAAAAUUGAUGUGACAGCACGGGUUCGAGUCCAAAGACCACGAAACGGCAGUCACAGAUCCCUGGAGAAGACUGUCCCCCUGGAGCUAAAAACUGGAAGAGAGUCAAACUCGAUAGAGCAUCGCAGUCAGGUGAUCCUGUACACUCUGAUGAGUAUGGAGCGAUACAGUCCUGAAGCCGGCCUCCUGCUUUACCUUAAGACUGGCAACCUGCAUCCCGUAGUGGCCAGCCACAUGGACCGCAGAGAGCUGCUGAAGCUGAGGAAUACGCUGGUUCAUCACAUUCACAACUGUGUAGAGAAGGGAGCAGAGCGGAGCUGCUUGUCUAGACUUCCUGACAUCCUGACAAACAGACAAACCUGCCAGUAUUGCCCUCAAAGGAGAAACUGUGCUUUAUAUGAGAGAGCGGUGGUUAGCAGCUCUGCAGAUGUCAGCGAGGAUGUUGUGCGUGACUUUCUGCAGCAGGAGACAGGACACCUGACUCCACCACAUCUGAGCUAUUUUUCCCACUGGCUGUUACUAUGCUGCCUUGAAGCUGCCACCAUGGAGGCCAAGAAUGGCCGAAAGCGUGUGUGGCUUCAGACGGUUGAGGAGAGUGAGAAGAAUGGGAGCUGUGUGGGGAAUCUGCAGCUCAGUGGCCCAGUGACCGCCCCGUCUGAAGGAGUUUUCCUCCAUUGCUUCCAGAGACGUGGUGUUGCACAGCAGCAGGGUUUGGCCAACAGUGGUCUGGCCAGCGGGGAUCGCAUCGUUGUUAGCGACCAGGAAGGUCGUCUUGUUGGCUUGGCAACAGGAUACCUGUGUGAGGUCAGCAGGACAUCGAUCAGCUGCACUCUGGACAGAAACUUGUCAAAGUUCAGUGGUGUGUUGUUUCGAUUGGACGGUGAUGAAGGUGUGGUGGGCCUCAGUACUCACCUCACCAAUCUCUCCAGACUGAUGGAAAACUGCCAGGACAGUGAUCGUCUUAGGGAGCUGGUUGUUGACCUUCAUCCUCCAGAGUUUAUUUCCAGCCUCAGUUCUGUUCUGCCCAGAGAGGCCAAGGACACUGUGGCCAACAUUCUCAAAGGUCUCAACAAACCCCAGAAGCAAGCCAUGAAGAAGGUGUUGUUAUCGAAAGACUACACACUGAUUGUUGGCAUGCCUGGCACCGGAAAAACCACAACCAUCUGCACCCUGGUUCGCAUCCUACAUGCGUGUGGGUUCAGUGUGUUGCUGACCAGCUACACACACUCUGCUGUUGACAACAUCCUGCUGAAGCUAAAGCGUUUCCGGGUUGGGUUCCUGCGUCUGGGGCAGGGGCAGAAGGUUCAUCCAGACAUCCUGCCUUACACAGAGGAAAGUGCCAGGAAGAAGGGAGUUCACGCUCUCUCGGAGUUGGAGCAACUUUAUAACAAGGAGCUGGUAGUGGGAACCACCUGUAUGGGCAUCAAGCAUCCUAUUUUCACACGUCGGCGGUUUGAUUUCUGCAUCGUAGACGAGGCGUCACAGAUCAGCCAGCCUAUCUGUCUGGGACCCCUUUUUUAUGCCAAGAGAUUUGUCCUGGUCGGAGAUCACCAACAACUGCCGCCAAUAGUGAAAAACCUGGAAGCUAGGUCACUUGGGAUGGACGAAAGCCUAUUUAAGCGACUAGAGCUCCACAGUGAAGCAGUGGUCCAACUCAAUGUACAAUAUCGGAUGAACAGGCAGAUAAUGUCUCUCAGUAACUCCCUGAUGUACGAGGGCCGGCUGGAGUGUGGAUCAGAGAGGACAGCCUCAGCCCUGCUUACCCUACCUUUCCUGCUUUCAGUCCAAUCGGAGCUUAGUUCCUACUCUCAGACUCAUCCCCAGCACAACCUGACAUGGAUACAGGCCACAUUGUCGCCCAGCAACCCUGUUUGCUUCCUCGAUUGCUCAAUGGUGCCAGCACUAGAGUCGGUGGAGCAGGGAGGCAUAAGCAAUCACACCGAGGCAGCUCUCAUACACAAGUUGCUUUCACUGCUGAUAAAGGCAGGGUGUAAGCCCAGUGAUAUAGGUGUUAUCGCUCCCUACAGACAGCAGUUAAAGAGUAUCUCUGCUCUGCUGCAGUCCUCCGCUUUCACCGGUGUGGAGAUAAACACAGUGGACAGAUACCAAGGACGGGACAAAGGUCUAAUUGUGCUUUCUUUUGUCAGGAGCACUGCAGAGGAAGGAAAUUUAGGAGAGCUGUUGAAGGACUGGCGUAGACUGAAUGUAGCCAUUACCAGGGCCAAACACAAGCUGCUGAUGGUGGGCUCUGCCACGACGCUACGACGCUACGCACCUGUGGAGAAACUACUCAACCAUCUCCAGCAAGAGAACAUGAUUAUCCAGCUCCCACCAGCUGCCCACAAGGCCUUACCCAGCAUGCACCUAUGACAGAAGGCUGUGAAGCCAUGAUGGCGUCUCAGAUCAACUGCCUAUCUUACAGUGGAGCACUUGCUGCAAAUGAGUGCCAGUCUGUAAAAGCACUGCGUGAUCUGCCAGAAUGUUGGGAUCAAACAAAUGAGCUGUAAAUACUUGUGGGAGUCAUCAGUUGUCAACAAUUCAAAAUCUAGUUAUUGCUGUGUUGCUGUGCAACAAGCAUUAGGUGGAGUUUAGCUGGAGAUACAGAUGUCGCUAGAAAAGUAGCGACAUCUGAACAACAUGUAGGCUUUCAAGGGGAUGCUGGAUCUGAUCCACACCAUACUAGUUAAACAUUGUAAGUUUUAUAAUGGAAUAACUUUACAUUACAGCAAAUGCUAUGUUGAUUUCAGAUGCACCAUUCAACAGAAUAUCUCCUCCUCCUGAUGCUUUUUUGAAGAUUGUGAGGUGAUCGUUUGGCAUUCUCGAUUUUUGUAAGACCUCAUAGGCUAAAUCUACAGACCCUCUACAAGCUUUGUAGAGACCUUAAGGUUUUGGCUGCUAUUGUUGUUGUUGAUUUUAUUUUAAAAGUCCCUGCUGUGAAACACAAAGACACAAAACUAAACUAAAGCUAAAACAUGUUGAACUGACUCUGGUAGAUUAUGGUAAAAAGCAUCAAACUAGGACUGGUCACUAUUCAUAAAGUGAGAUAUUUUUGAUCAAAUACUUCUGUCAUUACACUGUGACAAUAUUUUAGGCAUGACUUUUGGUACUUCCACAAGGCAUUUUCCGAACACAGCUCAGGAAGUCAUCAGUAAUGUGAAUAUGGAGACCAAACAGGUAGUUAUCUAUAAUCCAUUUCACUUAGCUACAAUAGUCCAAUAGGUUCAUAAAUCUCUGUGAGUUAACCACAUUGCAGGCUUAAGGAAUUAAAAACCUUGGACUAAAAAGUUUCGCUAUAUCAUAACAUUACAUUAACCAAAUUACUUGCAGUCUUAAAUAGUAGUAUUUAGUAGAUCACUAGACUUCAUAUUUACUUGAACUCUGUUAUAAUCUGUGAAUGAGCUACACUGAUUUACAACUGCAACGGCAUGGAAACAACUAACUGGUCUAUAAAUAAAUUGAUACUUUUUUUUUUUUUUUGUAAAAGAGAGAGUUUACAGCAUAACAUUGUCAGUUCAGCAAAAACUAAAGUAAAACCAAGCAU